AUGGAAGAAUCAAUAGACAGAACCCAGGUAAACGACACAGAGUAUGAGGUACUAGCACAAUACCAGCUUGCGCUUCGCCAGCUUAAGAAAAUCAACCACCAACUAGAAACCUUGAACAAAUCGCCAACACCACAAUUGAUCGAACAACUUCGGUUCUUGGAGAACAAGAUCGGUCUAUUAUUUACUUUAAUUAAAUCCUCAGCAUUCAGCUUUAUCGUGAAACAUCAGCAAGAUAUAAAUUACGAUGAGAAUGACGGGAACGAGGUGAUCAACAAUGGGAUUCUCCAGUCGCUGGACGGAACUGUCAAUGUCACAUUAGACUCCACCAAAUAA
Molecule: messenger RNA, 333 nt
Organism: Saccharomycopsis crataegensis
Lineage: Eukaryota; Fungi; Ascomycota; Saccharomycetes; Ascoideales; Saccharomycopsidaceae
Gene: DAD3
Product: Dad3p
Exons: 1
Coding region: 1-333 (110 amino acids)
Biological process (GO): attachment of spindle microtubules to kinetochore
Cellular component (GO): mitotic spindle; DASH complex
Molecular function (GO): microtubule plus-end binding
Source: RefSeq, a predicted model, not a curated record